GCGGAGGCCGGGCCCUGGAAGUCGCGGGCUCCACUGAGUGAGGCCCAGUGGGCCGCUCACGGAGAGCAGGGUCGAAGGGAGAAAGCGGGGGAAGUCAGUCCGACCCGAUCAUAUGUGGAGAGGGACAAGCCUGGACUAUAUGGGCGAGCCGGAGCCGACCUGGCGGGGAAGCGGAGCCUCAUGGUUGGCCCCUGUUUGGUCAGAGGCCUGUGAACUUGGAGGGAAAGACUCCGUGUGCCGGGCCCGGCUGGGCAGGACCAGGCUGCGCCGGCUUGGCCUCGGGCGGAGGGAGGCGGGGCCGCAGGCUUGUCCUCGAUCUUCUCCACCAUGGCCCGACGCACCCGCAGCAGCCGGGCCUGGCAUUUUGUUCUGAGCGGGGCCCGCCGGGAGGCAGAUGCCCGAGCUGUGGCUUUGGCCUCUGGCACCACCAACUGGGGCUAUGAUUCUGAUGGACAGCACAGUGACUCAGACUCGGAGGCAGAGUUUCCCUCCCUGCCACCCUCCAUCCCCAGUGCUGUGCCUGUGACUGGGGAAUCCUACUGUGACUGUGAGAGCCAAAGCGAAACUCCGUACUGUGCCAGCCUCCACAGCAGCCAUCGAAGCAGGGACUGCCAGUGUGGCGAGGAAGACGACUAUUUUGAUUGGGUAUGGGAUGAUCUGAACAAAUCGACAGCCACUCUGCUAAGUUGUGACAACCGCAAAGUCAAUUUCCACAUGGAAUACAGCUGUGGCACGGCAGCCAUUCGGGGGAACAAGGAACUAUGCGAAGGCCAGCACUUUUGGGAGAUUAAAAUGACUUCUCCGGUCUACGGCACUGAUAUGAUGGUUGGUAUUGGGACAUCAGAUGUAAAUCUGGACAAGUACCGCCAUACAUUCUGCAGCUUGCUGGGCAAGGAUGAAGACAGCUGGGGUCUCUCCUACACAGGGCUUCUCCAUCACAAGGGUGACAAGAUGAGCUUCUCAUCAAGGUUUGGCCAAGGCUCCAUCAUCGGGGUUCACCUAGAUACUUGGCAUGGGACACUGACCUUCUUCAAAAACAGGAAAUGCAUAGGAGUUGCUGCCACCAAACUGCAGAACAAGAAAUUCUACCCCAUGGUUUGCUCCACUGCCGCCAAGAGCAGCAUGAAGGUGAUCCGUUCCUGUGCCAGCCUCACUUCCCUGCAGUAUCUAUGUUGCUACCGCCUGCGCCAACUGCUGCCUGACUCUGGGGACACACUGGAAGGAUUGCCUCUGCCACCUGGCCUCAAGCAGGUGCUGCACAACAAACUGGGCUGGGUCCUGAGCAUGAACUGUAGCCCCCUGCCGUCACCGUCCACCAAGGUGGCAGCGUGCUCAGGGAGCCCAGAGGCCAAGCCCUGUCAAAGGAAGAGGUGUCGCCGGACUUAACUUAUUUUCCAAUGAAAACUGCCUUGUUGGGCUUGGGGCGACUUCUCUUUCUUUUCCCUUCCUCCACACACUCAUGGGACAAGAGGGAAGGUUGGGAGGGGAGAUUGCCUAUCCCCAUCCUCGGGGCCAGCUCCACUGGUUUGAAUUUGCCAAGAGAUUCCCCUCAUUCAGGAACUAGGUUAGAUCACGGCACCUGCUCUUCACCUGGACUGGAACCAAGAGUAUCAGAUGAUCACAGUGAGGCUCCCUGAGCCCAAGGGUCAUUCCAGGUCCUCUUUUGGGUGGUGGAGUUUGCAUUGCCACCCCCUCCCUGGGGUGGGGGGAGCCUAGCCUCAGCUGUUCUCAGACAUCUGGCUGAGAGGGGCUGGGAGAAAAGCCUGGUUAAUAAAUAUUAAGAUGUGUGUCUGUGUUUCCCCUCCACCCCUUGGGGCUUCAGAUCUCGGAGCUCGGAUUUUUUUUUUUAAGAACCUGCUUUUGCAUGUUGUCAGCUUCUGCUCCUGUAUCAAAUCACUGUAAUAAAGUCGAAAUAGUUUAUAUUGAAUUACGGAUGCCACCAAAAAGUCAAUGGGCCAAUGUUUAGGAGUUGGGGGGUGUGUGAUGUUUAAGGGGGGUGGUCCGAGCGUCAGUUACGGGGUCAUACAGGUACUAUGACCCUGUGGUGCACUUUACUGACAAGAAAACUGAAGCUUGGAUGACAGAGGUGAUUUGUAGUGGCAGAGCCAAGACACCAGGAUCGUGGCCUUGUGCCUUUGGCAUCUUAGCAUCUUGCUAAGAUGAUAAGGAGUGGUCAGGAUCUCUAAUCCCCUGCUU
Dromiciops gliroides (monito del monte) is the source of this 2196-nucleotide messenger RNA. It is a transcript of the gene SPSB3, whose product is annotated as splA/ryanodine receptor domain and SOCS box containing 3. The record is from RefSeq and is a predicted model, not a curated record. NCBI's taxonomy places the organism in Eukaryota, Metazoa, Chordata, Mammalia, Microbiotheria, Microbiotheriidae. Gene Ontology annotation, molecular function: protein binding. The transcript has 7 exons. Bases 328 to 1386 code for a protein of 352 amino acids. Gene Ontology annotation, cellular component: SCF ubiquitin ligase complex. Gene Ontology annotation, biological process: proteasome-mediated ubiquitin-dependent protein catabolic process.